Molecule: messenger RNA, 1692 nt
Organism: Boeremia exigua
Lineage: Eukaryota; Fungi; Ascomycota; Dothideomycetes; Pleosporales; Didymellaceae
Product: Ribophorin I
Exons: 1
Coding region: 49-1539 (496 amino acids)
Cellular component (GO): oligosaccharyltransferase complex; membrane
Source: RefSeq, a predicted model, not a curated record
ACCGCCUCAGACCUCUCACAUGACUGGGUAACUUCGCUGCUACCCAACAUGAGGUCGUUUUCUCUUUUCACAAGUGCCAUUGCGGCGCUGUCCAGCUUUGCAAGUGCCGACUUGAACCUCUCGGAGCCGCUGCGGUCGAAGCAAGUGCUGCCCAGCACGUUCACGCCCCCACAGGUCUUCAAGAACGCCCAUCUGGUCAGGACCACCAACCUGGACAAGGCGUAUCCCAGAGAGACCGUCAAUGUCCUCAUUGAGAACAUCGAUUCGAAGCCGCAGUCCGAAUACUAUGUCCCAUUCGAUACAGGUCUGCUGGCCAAGGUUGGCGGUUUCGAAGUAAGAGAUAAGAAGGACCCAGCGGCAGGAACGUUCAAGGUCGAAGUCGUGGGCCUCGAGCAGGACAGCGCCACCGAGUUCUACCUCGUCCACCUCCCCGAGCCUCUCGCGCCCGGCAAACAGCAGACCAUCAGCAUCUCGUACUCGAUCCUCUCUUCCCUCAAGCCCGUUCCCUCCGAGCUCGCCCAGACCGCGAAACAAUACCUUCAAUACACCUUUAGCGCCUAUGUGCCGUCUGCCUACGUUACGGAGAAGCAGCGCACCAAAGUCAAGUUCCCCAACGCCGAUGUCACUGAUUACACCACUCUCCCCGCUGAGCUCAACGACGAACAAAAGGCCGAUCCCCAGAAGCAGGGCUCAACUUUCACGUACGGCCUAUAUGUCAACGUCCCUGCCGGCGCCUACCAGCCCGUAAGCGUGCGAUACGAGUUCACGAAGCCCGUCAUACAGUCCACACUGCUCGAACGCGACAUUGAAGUCUCGCACUGGGGCGGCAACCUCGCCACCGAAGAGCGGUAUUGGCUUGUCAACGAGGGAGCCGGGCUCAAGAACCACUUCUCCCGCGUUGAGUGGCAGAAGCAGUCAUACAUGAACCCUCCAACCUUCGCUCUCAAGGCCCUGAAUCUGCCCCUCGCUCCCGGCGCAGUCGACCCCUAUUUCACCGACGACAUCGGCAAUGUCUCCACCUCGCGCUUCCGCCCCGGCAAGAAAGAGAAUCUACUCGAGCUGAAGCCCCGCUACCCAGUCUUUGGCAACUGGAGAUACAGUUUCCGCGUUGGGUGGAACGCAGAUUUAUCGAGCUAUCUGCGCAAGCUGGCCAAGGGCGACACUUAUGUUCUCAAGGUGCCAUUCCUCGAAGGGCCGCGUGCUGCUGAAGGCUUAUCGUAUGGCCGUGUAAACCUCCGCGUCAUUUUGCCUGAGGGUGCGACUAAUGUCAACUUCCAUACCACAGUGCCCAUUGUCAGCAACUCCACAGGCCUGCACAGGACGUUCAUGGAUACCGUCGGCCGUACGACUCUGACUUUGACCGCUCUCAACUUGGUCGAUGAUUUCAGGGACAGGGAUUUGAUUGUCACGUAUGACUACCCGUGGACUGCAGGAUACAGGAAGCCGGUCACUAUUGCCCUUGGCGCCUUCGCCAUGUUCGUGUUUGUUUGGGCUGUUGGCAGCAUUGACACUUCAAUUGGCAAGACGAAGCUGGCGUAACAAGCUGCGAAGGAGUAAAGAUGAGUUUCAGGGUAGCUCAUAGGAGCAUCUUGGUUGGGUAGAUCCACAGCUGGCGAAAGUCCAACACGGGUGGCUGGUAUGUAUAUUUACGUUAGCAAGCGUGUAGAACAGGCGAAAACAUUGAGAUUUACU